AGAGGACGAAAGAAAGACAUUUUCCAUUCUUUCUUCUCCAACCAACUUUUGCCGAAGCACGUGAGUCUCUUAGGGUUCGUUUCGACCAUACCGAAAACGGAGGAGGCGACGGUCUUGAGCUCUGAACAAAAUCUAAUCCAGUUUGUUUUUCGAUUCCGGAAUCAGCGAGACAUGGCACCGAGAAAGAAGUCACCAAACAUGGUUUGGGUUGUCAAAUCGAAACAACCAGCGAAAACGACAGAACCCGCAACGGACAAGAAGACAUCAUCAGUCUCGUCUCUUCUCUCAGAUAGUGUAUCGAAACUGCAUCUGUCUUCUUCGGAAGACCACACAUCACCACCCGACUGGUCCACUCUCCCCGAGGAGCUACUCCACAUCAUCUCCUCGAAGCUAGAAGACCGUUUCGAUUUCAUCCACGCCCGCUCCGUUUGCCGCCCCUGGCGAUCCAUCUUCCCCUACCCUUCUUCCUCCCUACGCACAACCUAUUCUCUUCCUUCCUUCCGCAAGUUCCCUCGCAGAGUAAGUGGAGCCUUCUGCACCCUCGAGAGGUUCCCCGUCUUCCUCUUCAGACUCCUGUCUCCCCACAACACACCCCCUUCUCAGUUCUUCGUCGGAGGAGUAAGACCAGAUAACCAGACCCCAAGAUCUGAUCCAACCUUGUUGAACAUUGCUGACCAUCAGAUCAUCCCUCUGGGACACAUGUGCAGAAUGGUCGGUUACGAUCCAAACUCAUUGGAAACAAGCUACAGAGGUGUGGCUUUUCUUGAGGUAAACGAGGAGAACGGAGAGUUCGUUGUUCUCAUCGGCUACGCUCAUGAUAUAUUGGCGCUGAGAAGCACUGAGAUGAGGUGGAGUCGGGUUGACGACUGCUCGAGAGCUGACUGCAGUGAUAUAGUCACUUUCAGAGGAAAAUUCUACGCAGUCUUCAUCAACGGGGACGUAUUCGCCAUCGAUCCGUAUACUCUGAAAACCACUCCUCUGAGGCCACCGAAUAUUCCGGGAUGCGGGAGAUGCAAUUACCUCGUCCCGUACGGUGACGACGACGACGAGCUUUACCUUGUCGAGAGAAUCAUCGUUCGUAACCAAGUGUUGAGUUUCACAAAGCUGACGUGUAGAGUUAGCGUGCUGGAUGUGGAGGCUGGUGAGUGGGUGGUGGUGAGUGAUUUGGGAGACCGUGUGCUGUUGGUUGGAAAACCGGGGAACAGCUCUGGGAACGGGUCGUGCUCGGCGAAGGAGCUUCCUGAGGGUUGUGGUGUGAGUGGGGGCUCGAUGUUGUUCAUCAAUGAGAUAUUCGAUGAGACUUUUCCUUAUAAGUAUGGAGUGGAUACGGGGAACCCUGGAGACGACUUGAAUGUUUGGAGAUGUUCGAGAGAGACUCGUGUGUCGAUCCUCAACAAGUCUCCGAUGGUUGCUCUCCGGAUCGAGCGCGCUGAGCUGUGAUAUCUUUUUACAUGAGACAUUUGUUUGGCUUUGUUUUCAUUAUUUCCUUUGUGAUUCAAAGUAAAAUGGUUUGUCUUGUGAACUCUUCGCCGUAUUUUUGAUACUAUGUGAAUUUUACUGUUGAAA
Raphanus sativus (radish) is the source of this 1566-nucleotide messenger RNA. RefSeq names its product F-box/kelch-repeat protein At1g64840. The coding region runs from base 172 to 1440 and encodes 422 amino acids. The record is from RefSeq and is a predicted model, not a curated record. NCBI's taxonomy places the organism in Eukaryota, Viridiplantae, Streptophyta, Magnoliopsida, Brassicales, Brassicaceae. The transcript is spliced from 4 exons. Gene Ontology annotation, molecular function: protein binding.